Molecule: messenger RNA, 1199 nt
Organism: Cydia splendana
Lineage: Eukaryota; Metazoa; Arthropoda; Insecta; Lepidoptera; Tortricidae
Exons: 2
Coding region: 93-1154 (353 amino acids)
Source: RefSeq, a predicted model, not a curated record
AAUUCUCAACGUCAGUAAGACAGUUAACCACAAUGAAAAUUUCAAGUAAAAACCUGGCACUUAUUAAAAUUACAGUGAACAAUUGCUAAAAUAUGAAUACGCAAAAAAAUCAUAGAAAAAUCCAACUACACAAAGAUCGAGGAGACACGAUGCGACGAAACAAAAGGGAGCUUCACUCGACCGGACCUCGCGAUCGAGGUGACGUUAAGAAAUGUCCCAAGAAAGUAUCUAAGCGAGAACUAUUUAAAACAACGAAAGCAGAGAGUAUGCAAACGGAUUUCGUGUCUCGUUCAACGAAUACGCUUGCGGAGUCUUUGCCUCUUAGUACUGAGAAGCGAACUAUAAGCGAAGAUGUGAGUGUGGAAGAAACUUUGAAUUUUCGGAAGAGAGUUAAGGACCGAUACACGUUUAAGCGGCAUCAGGUGUUGAAGAACGAAGAUACGAGUCAAUCCAAUUGUGCAAUGCAACGGGAUGACAAAUAUGAUCCGUCGAAGCAUCAUUUUCAGUAUGUCGAAAAACAAAAAUCAAAAGAUUCUCGAGAUGCCAAAAAGUUAGAUAGAACUUCAGUGCAUAGAGCCGUCAGCGCUAUAAAAUUGAAACGCUCGUCUAAGCUCGACGAUUUGUCGGAGCGCAAGAAAUCGCAUACAGAAACAGAGAAAAAUAACAAUAGAAAAUCUAAGCCGGCGAUAAAAACUCUUACGUCGAAAAUGGACGCGCGCGUACACAAAGCGGUUACCUUCGUCGAGCUGAACGCUCGAAAACCGCAAGUAAAAAUACCAAAUUACCCUAAACCAAACUCAAAAAUACCUGUGAUUGUUGUAAAAAAUAGUAAAACGCCUCAAAGCACAAAGCGGUUUCGUAAAACAGUGCGGCAGGCUUCACCGACUUUUAAAAGCGCGGAAUCCAUGCCUACCGAGAUAGCGAAGUGGGUACCGGAGUCUGUUGACGCACAUACGAGGCCUUAUUACGACGCUUGGGUGAGUAAGACGGCCACGGCCUCUACGAAGUUGUUGAAGGAAGCUAAUGUAGACAGGGCCAAACUUCUUCGAAGGUUAGAAUUGGAGAUAAGGAGAUCACCGGAGCUUCUGUAUAGAAAGUUUGCGGAGGAAGAGUAUGCGGGGAGGAUACGGGUUAAGAGGCGCGGGGAAAAGUGAUGUCCUGUCAUUGUGCUGUUUUGUGGAAAUAAGAGACGUUUUUAU